UUUGCGUUACAAAGUAUCUUGAUAUACAAACUGUGAUAACAUCGUGUCUUUAUUAAAUGAUCACAAAUCGUAAUAUAUAAUCUAAGUGAUAAUUUAUCGGUUCUGUUGUUUUGAUUUAUUAAUGACAUUCGAAUUUUAAUAUACAAUCAAGAAUAAUGGGUGUUGGCCUCAAACCAUUAGAGUUUACGGAUUGCUUAACCGAUAGCCCUUAUUUUCGAGAAAAUCUUCAUUAUCAUGAACGUGAAUUGGAAAAGACCAGCCAACAAAUUAAACGGCUCAUCAAAGAGGUCAAAGAUCUUUUAUUAGCUGCCAAAAACCUAUCUAGAGCCCAGAGAACAUUUUCCAAAACAUUGCAGAAUUUUAGUUUUGAAUGUAUUGGAGAAACUCAAACAGAAGACGAAACUCACAUAUCGCAAAGCCUUAAGGAAUUUGGUAAACUUAUUGCAUCAAUAGAGGAUGAAAGGGAUCGCAUGCUUGAACGUGCUUAUGAUCAAAUUAUACUUCCCUUGGAAAGUUUUAGAAAAGAGCACAUCGGAGGUGUUAAGGACGGAAAAAAGAAAUUUGAAAAACAAACUAUUAAAUUUUGUCAAAGUCAAGAACGUUACUUGAAUUUAUCUACAAAAAAACAAGACAAUGUUCUUCAAGAGGCUGAUGCAACAUUGGAAAUGGCUGAGAGACAUUUUUGUCAAGCAAGUUUAGAGUAUGUAUUCUUGCUACAAGAAGUACAAGAACGCAAAAAAUUUGAAUUUGUUGAAACUUUAUUAGGUUUUAUGUUUGGUUGGUUAACUUUCUAUCAUCAAGGACAUGAAGUUGCAGAGGAUUUUAAGCCUUACAUGACUGAAUUACAACUAAAAAUACAAAAGACUAGAGAAAAUUUCCUUGCUACCCGGGAUAAAACAGAAUCACUUAUGAAUAAAAUGAAGGAUAUGAAAAAGUCUGCUGUAGAAAGUGGAGUCAAUAAACUAUACACACGUGAAGGUUAUUUGUUUCUAAUGGAAAAAAAAGCAUUUGGCACAACAUGGACAAAGCAAUACUGCACAUAUCAAAAGGAUAAAAAAGAAUUUACAAUGAUACCAUAUAAUCAACUUACAGGCAAGUUUAGCAGCAAAGAAGUUUUAAUAUUGGCAUCUUGUGUACGUCGUAUGUCAGAUACAAUUGAAAAACGAUUUUGUUUUGAUAUCACUACUAUUGAUAAACUUAAUGUUGUAUAUACAUUCCAAGCACUUUCUGAAGAAGAUAGAAAGUUAUGGCUUGAUGCUAUGGAUGGUAAAGAACCAAAUUAUCCUGUAGUAGGUGUAUCAACAAAAUCUGAAGAAACUAUUUUAGAUGAAACAGGUUUCAUGUUCAUAUCAAAAUGCAUUGCAACGCUUGAAGAAAGGGGCCUUGAAGAACAAGGUUUAUAUAGAGUUGUUGGUGUUACCUCCAAAGUAAACAAGCUUUUAGCAAUGGGACUAGAUAGAAGGAAAUUAGAAAAAUUGAACCUGGAUGAUCGCUUUGAAUGGGAAAGUAAAACUAUUACUAGUGCACUCAAAACAUACUUACGGACGUUAUCUGAACCAUUAAUGACCUUCCGAUACUAUAAUAGUUUCAUUUCAGCUGCGAAACAAGAAAUCAAAGAAGCACGUAUCAAUGAUAUUCAUAAUCUUGUUUACCGGCUUCCAAAAGCAAAUUUCAAUAUGCUAGUUCUUCUUAUUAAACAUUUGUACAGUGUUGCAAAGAAAAGUGAUAAAAAUUUAAUGACUAUUGGCAAUUUGGCCGUAUGUUUCGGUCCAUCUUUAUUGCGACCUGAAGAAGAAACAGUAGCUUCUAUAAUGGAUAUCAAAUUUUAUAGCAUCGUAGUUGAGAUUUUAAUCGAAAAUUGUGAGAGAAUAAUUGCUGGUCCGCCACAAGAUACUGUACGCUCAACACAAAAUACCGCUUCUGCUAGAUCACAACGUACUACUGUAGAGGAUGGGCCGACAUCUUCUGGUAAUGGUACUCCUUUUCUAAGGUAUCCAGUACAUGCUAUGUCAUCGCCACAUGGACAUCUUGUUACGAGAUCAUACUAUGAUAGCCCACUAGCAGUUGUUCCUAAAUCAUCUACUAUUGACGAAAGAAAAAAUGGAGACUAUGAAGAAACAGAUCACACAAGUCACAGAAUUCCAGCAUAUUUAGAUCGAAGUGAACGUGUAAAAUUAACUAAUACGAAUCUUAUGUAUCAUUCUGCAGAUAAAGGCAAUACAAAUAGUUCCAAUGAAUCAAUUGCCUCUGAUUCACAUUCAGUUUCAUCUGACUUGCCAGUAAAACAUAAACGUGGUUCUAUGAUGUCUGUACAUUAUCCAUCAAGUUAUGCUCAACGGAACAAUCCAUCAGUAUCUGUAGUUAAUACAUCACCUAGCAGUGGACGUUCAAGUCCUGGACAAGUACCUGGUAUUUGGAGAGUCCGCACCUUAUAUGCUUGUGUGGCCGAAAGUGAUGGAGAGUUGUCAUUUGAACCAAAUCAAAUUAUUACAAACGUAAAGGCCUCUUUGGAACCAGGUUGGUUAGAAGGUACAUUAAAUGGUAAAACGGGAUUGGUCCCAAAGAAUUAUGUUGAACAAUUGCCUUGAAUUUGGAAAAACCAAAGAGUGCCUAAAUUGUUUUCACAUUCCAAAAGUUAUAGGAAAUGUUUAGUACCAUUGCCUACUGAAGCAUAUGUUCGCAAAAACAGGGAUGCUACGAUAACAUAUGUGAAACAAAAUGUUUUCUAUUUAAAUUCCUUUGGGUACAAUUUACAUAGUCAAUUACACACGCGUGCAACACCUCCUUCCUCACACACACACACACACACACACACAUACACAACACCUUUUAUUUAUUAGGAGCCUUUUUGCUCAAGAACGUCUAUAGUGUAUAUAAUCAAUUGUAGAAAAAUUUAUAUAUAUCUACAUAUAUAGUGCUAAUAUAUUACACGAUAUUUAAAUAUAUUUGUACUAAAAGAUAUUGCUCCAGUAUAUAGCUUUUAGGAGA
Molecule: messenger RNA, 2988 nt
Organism: Eufriesea mexicana
Lineage: Eukaryota; Metazoa; Arthropoda; Insecta; Hymenoptera; Apidae
Gene: Graf
Product: GTPase regulator associated with FAK
Exons: 20
Coding region: 156-2588 (810 amino acids)
Biological process (GO): signal transduction
Cellular component (GO): cytoplasm
Molecular function (GO): GTPase activator activity; protein binding
Source: RefSeq, a predicted model, not a curated record